Chanos chanos (milkfish) is the source of this 4029-nucleotide messenger RNA. RefSeq names its product carnitine palmitoyltransferase 1Ab (liver) (gene cpt1ab). Gene Ontology annotation, cellular component: mitochondrion. The record is from RefSeq and is a predicted model, not a curated record. Bases 115 to 2433 code for a protein of 772 amino acids. The transcript is spliced from 19 exons. Gene Ontology annotation, molecular function: carnitine O-palmitoyltransferase activity. Lineage: Eukaryota; Metazoa; Chordata; Actinopteri; Gonorynchiformes; Chanidae. Gene Ontology annotation, biological process: fatty acid metabolic process; carnitine metabolic process.
AGGGGAGCAGUUUGUCGCCACCACAGUUCAUUUCCGCGUCGGUCAACAUACAAAGAGGUCCAUCCUCAGUAAUACGAACGAGUUGUAACAUAAGAGUACUUGUACACAGCCAGCAUGGCAGAAGCGCACCAGGCGGUGGCAUUCCAGUUCACAGUCACUCCAGAUGGAAUUGACCUGCAGCUGUGUCACGAAGCCCUACGUCAGAUCUACCUCUCUGGCCUCCACUCUUGGAAAAAGAGGUUCAUCAGGUUUAAGAAUGGGAUUAUGACCGGAGUGUACCCAGGCAGCCCUUCUGGCCUCCUGGUUGUAGUUGUGGGAUAUAUGUCCACCACCAAAUAUGCCAAAUUGGACCCUACUCUAGGGCUCUUCACCGAACUGAGUGCCUACCUACCUGUCAGUAAAUACAUAGGAGAGGACACCCAGCGAAUUGUUGGUGGAGUGCUUGUGAGCACAGGCCUUUGGGUCACCAUCAUCUUUUUCAUGAGGAGCAUUCUGAAGAGCCUCCUGUCCUGGCACGGCUGGAUGUACAAUCGCCAUGGUACCAUGUCCCUGAGAACCAAGCUUUGGCUGGUGCUGGUGAAGUUGCUCUCUGGCCGAAAGCCAAUGCUCUACAGUUUUCAGAAUACCCUGCCACGAUUACCUGUACCUCCUGUGAAGGACACAAUGAGAAGAUAUCUUGAGUCUGUUCGUCCACUGAUGGAUGAUGAAAAGUAUAACAGGAUGGAAGGAUUAGCAAAAGACUUUGAGAAGAACCUUGGGCCCAAGCUCCAGUGGUACCUCAAACUCAAGUCUUGGUGGGCCUCGAACUAUGUCAGUGACUGGUGGGAGGAAUAUAUUUACCUCAGGGGUCGUGGGCCCAUCAUGGUUAACAGUAACUACUACGCUAUGGACUUCCUCUAUGUCUUCCCCACCAAUAUACAAGCAGCUAGGGCUGGCAACGCCAUCCAUGCCAUUAUGCUGUACAGACGGAAACUGGACAGAGCCCAGAUCAAACCACUCAUGGUUCUAAACACUAUCCCCAUGUGUUCGUCCCAAUAUGAGCGUAUGUUCAACACCAGUCGCGUCCCAGGUGUAGACACAGACGUCAUCCAGCACGUGAACGAGAGCAAGCACAUCGCCGUGUACCACAAGGGCCGCAUCUUUAAGGUGUGGAUGUUUUAUGACGGGCGACUGCUGCUACCCAGAGAGAUAGAGCAGCAGAUGGAGAGGAUCCUGGCCGAUAAGUCAGAGCCCCAGCCUGGAGAGGAGUACUUGGCCGCUCUUACAGCUGGAGAUAGAGUGCCCUGGGCCAAAGCACGCACAGAAUUCUUCAGCAGAGGCAGGAACAAGCAGUCUUUAGACGCUGUGGAGAAAGCAGCUUUCUUUGUGACGCUGGAUGAUACUGAGCAGCGGUAUGACCCCAACAACCCUGUCCAGUCGCUGGACAACUACGCCAAGUCUCUGCUUCAUGGGAAGUGCCACGACAGGUGGUUUGAUAAGUCAUUCAAUCUGAUUGUCUUUAAAAAUGGGACCAUGGGGUUAAACGCAGAGCAUGCUUGGGCAGAUGCUCCCAUUGUAGGACACCUGUGGGAGCAUGUGCUCUCCAUGGACCCGGUCAAACUGGGCUACACUGAAGAGGGACACUGUAAAGGAAGCCCUCACCCAAACCUGCCAGGACCCCAAAGACUGCAGUGGGACAUCUCAGAGCCGUGCCAGGCUGUGAUCGACAGUUCCUUAAAUGUGGCCAGAGACCUGGCAGAUGACGUGGACUGUCACACUUUCCCCUUUGUUAGCUUCGGCAAGGGCCUGAUCAAGAAAUGCAAGAUCAGCCCGGAUGCCUUCAUUCAGAUCGCCUUGCAGCUGGCUCACUUCAGGGACAAAGGAAAGUUCUGUCUGACCUAUGAGGCUUCCAUGACCAGGCUGUUUAGAGAGGGUCGCACUGAGACAGUACGCUCCUGCACCAUACAGACCUGUGCCUUUGUGAAGGCUAUGGUGAACAACGACACGAGAGAAGAGAAACUGAGGCUGCUGAGAGUGGCAGCAGAGAAGCAUCAGGACUUGUACCGUCUGGCAAUGACAGGGAAAGGCAUCGACCGUCACCUCUUCUGUCUUUACCUGGUGUCCAAGUAUCUGGGUGUCGACUCCCCCUUCCUUAAAGAGGUCCUGUCAGAACCGUGGAGACUGUCCACCAGUCAGACUCCCCUUCAGCAAGUAGAGCUCUUUGACCUGAAGAACCAUCCGGAAUACGUGAGCGGUGGCGGUGGCUUUGGCCCGGUGGCUGAUGAUGGUUAUGGUGUGUCAUACAUUAUUAUUGGAGAAGACCAUAUCAACUUCCUCAUAUCCAGCAAACACUCCAGUCCAGAAACCGAUUCCCAUCGUUUUGGAAGCAAUAUUAAGCAAGCCAUGCUUGACUUACUGGAGCUCUUCCAACUUGACAAGAAUGCUACCAAGUGAUUUCUGUCUGAAAGAGGACAAGGAUAGCUGAAUGUUGAAAAUGAGAUGUAUCUAUUCAUAGGAGUAUAUGGAUGCCAGUGUCGGGUUUUAAAAUAAGGUUAAUGCGUCAAUGAAUGAUAAUUUUAUUUGGAAAGUGAAGUUUGAAUGAUGGAUGUAUACAUAUAUACAUAUACAAAAGUCUGGACACACUUUCCCAUUGAAGUGAAUGAGACAGUGUGUCCAAACUUUUGAUUGGUACUGUACAUAUCUAUAUAUAUACAUACAUAAACACACACACACACACACACACACAUAUCUAUAUAGUUCACAUUUCAACUGUGUGGCAUGGAAUAAAGAUUGUGGAGGGGCCUUUGUAUCACAGAUUUAACAGAUUUAUUCUUCUGGGAUGAGUGCAUUAGUGCCUUAGUGACUCAAAUGGCCAUAGAACAGUACAGGAGCACGACGAUGCCCGUUGUACAGAAGAAUCCAGAGAGAUCCAAAGCCUUCCACGGCUGUGACGAUGGCAGUUUCACUCCCAUAGCUGCUACAUUGUAAUGUAAUGAAAUAGUCUUUUUUUUUUUUUUAAAAUGUUGCUUUUAAUGUUUUCUCAGGUUUUAGCAUGGCUUUAGCAGUGCUGUGGGACUUACAAGAUAGUUGGUUUACAGUAGUGCUGUGCGCUAUUAAAAUUGCACCAGUGCCGGUGGACCACUAGGGGGAAGUAUUGUGACUUUGUUUUUUGGGGUUUUUUGAUCAUAUUAAGGGGUCUGAUGUACUAAAGCCCGAUGUACUAAAGGUGUGAAUUUUUGUUGUUGUUAUUGUUUUUUUUUUAGUUUGUGUAAAACCAUGGUCAGAAAUUGGUCAAGGUAGUAUUGAUUGACCAGUUAUGGAAUCAUGUUGUUUCUGUAGCAUGUACAAAUAAUGUUCAUUCGUGUGAAGGUUGGUAAUAACUCUGGUCCAGUAUGUGCUGCCUUACCAGAGAGCAUCUACUGACGGUAUCAGAUGUGGGAUAAACACUUGCAUCAGCUACUGAGUUUGAUACACUGAUGUACGGCAACACUAAAAGCAAUCAUUUAUCUCAGAAGUGACUUUUGUACUCACAUUUGGCAGAAAAGCUUUACUAAUGGCCAGUGACCAUCAAACUCAUAAGCGACAACUGCAUUCUUCCUGCCUUUCUAUAUUGCAUUAGUGAUGGAUGAUCUAAAAGUUUAGGUGUGAUUUUUUUUUCCCACAAACUGUCAGCAGGCACAUGGUUAUUUAACUUAUAUGAAGACCAGUAACGUCAUCAGCGUUUGAUCAAGGUCAUGCAUCAGUCACUGGUGUUCUUGUUAGGAUUGUCUGUGCAAAUGCUUUUUGUUUUAUUGUUAGGAGUUGUGGAUGGUGGUAGAGAUAUGUAAAAGAGGGAUUAAAACUGCUUGAUGAUGUCAGGUUAUCGUCCUGUGUUAUCUGAGAGCAGACUGUAGAGAGAGACGUUAAAGGCUAAAUAAAGGAAAGCAGAAUUUCACUUGAACAAAUGACUGCACCCUUGAAGGACAAAGUUCUUUAUCGGUAGCAUGGUAUGCUAUUUACGGUAUGCUAUUUAUUUAUCUUUUUUUGUGAAAUAAAUGUUUCCACAACAAA